Messenger RNA from Penicillium cinerascens, 1092 nucleotides. Its product is annotated as protein-histidine N-methyltransferase. Gene Ontology annotation, molecular function: protein-L-histidine N-tele-methyltransferase activity. Gene Ontology annotation, biological process: peptidyl-histidine methylation, to form tele-methylhistidine. The transcript has 3 exons. The record is from RefSeq and is a predicted model, not a curated record. Lineage: Eukaryota; Fungi; Ascomycota; Eurotiomycetes; Eurotiales; Aspergillaceae. The coding region runs from base 1 to 1092 and encodes 363 amino acids.
AUGGCAUUCAGCUUCGGCUUCUCCGGUGAUGACAUUGACAUUGAUGAGGCCGAGCAUAAUACCGGAACCUCUGAUGUCGUCGCCCCCCAAGGCACGGCGAAUGCUCUCCCUGAACUGGUUAAUGCCAGUCAACAUGAUAUGAACGAAUGGCUCUCAAUUCUUCCAUCACAAAUAUUUUACAAUCGGCUCACUAUCAGCGAGACACCCAUUGUCAUCGCGCGCCGAGAAAUAAUCGACAUCCGCACCCAAUUGAUGGCAGAGGACAGCGCAGACCACGAUAAUGCCGAGCUGAUCGCUGGUCUGGAAGAGGGUGACCUCAAGCCUAACUUCUACGAGGGCGGCUUCAAAACCUGGGAAUGCGCCCUGGAUCUUGCCAAGCUGGUUGCUAGUGAAAGUGCCGUGGAGUCUUUGGUCGACUCGCAGACAAAUGUCCAUAUUAUCGAGCUCGGUGCAGGCACUGCAGUCCCAUCACUAGCUCUGUUUGCCCAUAUCCUCGGCCAAACAGAACCCGCGGGGGAUGCCCCGCAACGCAAAGUGCAUUUCACCUUUGCAGAUUACAAUGACGCAGUUUUGCGUCUCGUGACGCUUCCUAAUCUCCUUUUGACAUGGUCGAACUGCAGAUCCCAGCCUGCCACGUCAGAUGUAGAUGAGACGACCCCGGAAGAGGAAUUGGACAUUACGCCCGAGUUAGUAGACGACUUCAAGGCCGACCUGGCACGGCGCGGGAUCUCCAUCGACUUCAUCUCGGGUGCCUGGUCUCCCGAGUUCGUCGACUUUGUGUUCUCCACUCGCAGUGGGGGUGAUUAUAAGACUCUGGUGAUGGCUAGCGAGACGAUCUACUCGCCGUCGUCAUUGACGGCGUUCUCAGAGACCCUUUUGUCUUUGCUGCGACGUUCUAGCACGGAUCCAGCGAAGAGCCGGGCGUUGAUUGCUGCGAAGAAGGUCUACUUUGGAGUCGGAGGUGGGGUGGAUGAAUUCCUCGCCGUGUUGCAGAAAGUCUGCGGAGAUGAGUUGGAGGUGCAGCACAAAGUGGAUAUCCAGUCGGAAGGCGUCGGCAGAGUCGUGUUGGAGAUCACGCCUGCUGCGAAGUAA